GUUCCGGGAGCAGUGGCAGGAGGUGGCGGCAACACGCUCGUCUCCAUUCCUAUCCCGGUGUCUGUGCCGAUGCCGCUGAGUCAGUCCGGUGGAGGCGGCCAAGCCGGGCCCAUCGUCAUCACCUCACCUCCACCGCCGGCGCCUCCCAACCCGCCGAUUCCUCCUUAUCCUCCUACCCCGAGACCCGGGAUCGCGCAGGACGUAGCCUCCAUGCUGAUGAUGCUGCUGAUGAACCACGUUCGCGAGCGAAUCGACGGGACCUCGCCGGAAAUCAAAAGCCAGCAACAGAUUCGAGACGAACAAGUCGCGGCCGCCGCUGCGAACGCAGCUGUCGAAGCUGUGAACAAGGCCCAGCUACCUAAGGAGCCCAUGGUGCCCGCUUGGAUGUUCCGGGAGCUCCUGCCCGCGGCUGGAAGAAGGCCGAGCGUCGAUUCGGAUAAGCACAAGAAAAAGAAGAAAGCGAAGAAGAAGAGAGAUUUACCAGAUUACGGACCGCUGGAGACCCCGGCGCCUGUAGAAACGCCACCACCACCUCCAGCGCCGCCACUGGUCCUGCCAUUCUCGGUGCAAGAUGCGGCCACCGAGAUUCCGCCUAGUGUACAGGUCCAAAAGAUCCCCGACUUAGCAGAGUCUCCGGAGUCUCCGGAAGAGUCACCGGAAGAGUGA
Molecule: messenger RNA, 666 nt
Organism: Rhipicephalus sanguineus (brown dog tick)
Lineage: Eukaryota; Metazoa; Arthropoda; Arachnida; Ixodida; Ixodidae
Product: cyclin-dependent kinase 12-like
Exons: 3
Source: RefSeq, a predicted model, not a curated record